AUGGAGAUGAAGCUCACCAUCAAGAGGGUGCCCACCGUCGUCUCCAACUACCAGGACGACGCCGACAAGCCGCGCGCCGGCUGCGGGAGGAACUGCCUUGGCGACUGCUGCCUGCCUGCUUCCAAGCUUCCCCUCUACGCGUUCAAGUUGGAUCCGGCAAAGCACUUGCAGGAGGAUGCUGCUUCAACCAAGUUGCUUGUUGAUAUCCUCCUUAGUGAGUGGGAGGACAGGAUGGCCCGAGGCUUAUUCCGCUAUGAUGUCACUGCUUGUGAGACCAAGAAGCGCCCUACUGAGUUUCGUGUGGACCGUGUGCUCCAGCCAUUUGACCCUGCCAAGUUCAAUUUCACCAAAGUUGGCCAGGAAGAGGUUCUCUUCCAAUUUGAGAAUGGCGAUGGUGAUGACAGCUAUUUCCUGAAUGAUGCUCCAAUCAUUGCUGUUGAUCGUGCUCCAAAUGUUGUUGCUAUCAAUGUGAGCCCAAUUGAAUAUGGACAUGUGCUUCUCAUUCCUCGUGUUCUGGACCGCCUGCCUCAGAAGAUUGAUCCAGAGAGCUUCUUGCUUGCACUGCAAAUGGCAGCUGAGGCAGCUAGCCCGUACUUCAGGCUUGGUUACAAUAGCUUGGGUGCCUUUGCCACCAUCAAUCACCUCCACUUUCAGGCAUACUACUUGUCAGUGCCUUUCCCUGUCGAGAAGGCAGCUACCCACAAGAUCCCUCUUUCUGAGGAUACAAUGAAGAAUGGAGUGACCGUGUCCAAGCUGAUAAAUUAUCCUGUGAGAGGCCUGGUAUUUGAGGGAGGGAACACACUGGAGGACCUGGCAAAUGUGGUUUCCAAUGCUUGCAUUUGGCUGCAGGACAACAAUGUGCCUUACAACGUGCUCAUUUCUGACUGUGGCAAGAGGAUCUUCCUGUUCCCCCAGUGCUAUGCAGAGAAGCAGGCUCUGGGCGAAGUGAGCCAGGAGCUGCUGGACACUCAGGUGAACCCAGCUGUGUGGGAGAUUAGUGGCCACAUCGUGCUGAAGCGCAGGAGCGACUAUGAAGAGGCAUAUGAAACCUCCGCGUGGAAGCUCCUCGCCGAGGUCUCCCUCUCUGAGGAGCGCUUCGAGGAAGUGAAGGCGUACAUCUUCAGCGCUGCUGGCCUGGUUCAGUCUGACGAGGAAGAGGAGGAAGCCAGCAAGGGCGAGGGCACCACCACCUUUGCUCCUGUCCCGGUUACCCCUCUGCCUGUCGCUGAAGGCUGCCUCGUCCGCCAGUGA
Miscanthus lutarioriparius is the source of this 1251-nucleotide messenger RNA. The record is from the annotation of a GenBank genome assembly. NCBI's taxonomy places the organism in Eukaryota, Viridiplantae, Streptophyta, Magnoliopsida, Poales, Poaceae.